UUUUAUCUGGUCCCAAAGGGGAUCACCGGCUGUAAAAGGUUGGAGUCACCGGUAACUGCCGGUUGCCUCCGCGAAGAAAAGACUGGUUAGAAAUUGACCGCGGUUGAAAUGAUUGUACGCAGUUUUGACCACUCUGGUUAAGUCUCUCUCGAUUACACACAGCGAGACACAAACACAAUACAACACAAACAACGCCUAGAGAUAGAAAGAGAAAGAGAAAGAGAGGAGUCUGUGUACGAGCUAUACCUCUGGCACCUGUAAUUGUUGGCUGAGCUGGGUUGCAGAAGAGAGAGAGCAAGAUAGUGACUAGAGAGAGAGUCUUACCAGUUUUGGUGCUUAAAUCGAGAUAAUACGUCGUGGAUUUGUUUCAGAGGGAGUAAAAUUUUAGUUUUAAAGGAUUGUGUGUGUUGUGAGCUUAUCAGAUGAGAGAUCUGAGUUUGGAGAUUUGAAUUGUUGAAAUGAUGGCCACUGCUUCUUCAGAGGUGUCGAUAAAGUCUUCCAACGAGACUAGCAGGAGUCCUAUGGAAGGGCAGAAAGUUGUAAACCCCGAAACGGCGCUGUACAAGGAGCUAUGGCAUGCAUGCGCGGGUCCUUUAGUCACCGUGCCUCGUGAAGGCGAGCGCGUGUACUACUUUCCUCAAGGCCACAUAGAGCAGGUCGAAGCGUCAACCAAUCAAUUCGCUGACCAGCAAAUGCCAAUUUAUGAUCUUCGCUCAAAGAUACUUUGUCGCGUGAUUAACGUGCAAUUAAAGGCUGAACCGGACACUGACGAGUUUUCUCAAGUGACUUUGCUUCCUGAGCCAACUAAAGAUGAGAAUGCUGUAGAGAAAGAACCACCUCCUCCACCACCGCCAAGAUUUCAUGUACAUUCCUUUUGUAAGACGCUAACUGCAUCAGAUACGAGUACCCAUGGUGGGUUUUCAGUGCUCAGACGGCAUGCGGAUGAAUGUCUUCCACCAUUGGACAUGUCACGGCAGCCUCCCACCCAGGAUUUGGUUGCCAAGGAUUUGCAUGGAAAUGAGUGGCGAUUCCGGCAUAUCUUUAGGGGUCACCCACGGAGGCACUUGCUACAAAUUUGGAGUGUUUUUGUUAGCUCAAAAGAACGAUACAUGGACUGAAUUUUUUUUUUUUUCAGGGGUGAGAAUGGUGAACUUCGUGUUGGCGUGACUGCAAUGAGGCAACAGGGCAAUGCGUCUUCUGUCAUAUCCAGUCACAGCAUGCAUCUUGGUGCUGCCACUGCAUGGCAUGCAGUCUCCACUGGAACCAUGUUCACAGUUUACUACAAGCCUAGGACAAGCCCAGCAGAGUUCAUUGUUCCCUUUGAUCAGUACAUGGAAUCUGUGAAAAGCAAUUAUUCAAUUGGAAUGAGAUUCAAAAUGAGAUUUGAAGGCGAGGAGGCUCCUGAGCAGAGGUUUACUGGCACCAUUGUUGGCAUUGAUGCUGACCCCCAAAGGUGGCGAGAUUCCAAAUGGAGAUGCCAAGGUAGUGGAUGGGACAGACUUCUACCAUACCUAGGCCGAGAGUUUUCCUUGGAAGAUAAGCCUGCACUGGCUCCUCCAGCCCUCAAUCCGCUUCCAAUGCCUAGGCAAAGGCCCAGAUCAAACAUGGUUCCCUCUUCACCGGACUCCUCUAUUCUGACAAGGAGGUACUGCUCAUCUAAGAAAUGUAGACCCUUCAUCACUACUGGAUUUUCAAGGGUCUUGCAAGGUCAAGAAUACUCGACCUAAGGCAAUUUUGCUGAGAGGGAUAGCAAUGAGUCUGAUACCGCAGAAAAGUCCAUUAUCUGGCAGCCUUCACUUGAUGAUGAGAAGAUUGAUGUGGUUUGCUCCAAAAGAUAUGGAUCCGAGAACUGGGCGCCAGCAGGGAGGCAUGAACCAACUUAUACAGAUUUGCUGUCAGGCUUUGGGACGAAUGCUGGUUCUGUCCAUGGUUAUAGUCCAUCCAUUGAUCAUGUCCUUAGCAUCAGCCAUUCCAGUGAGAAAAAGCUUGCUGGAUCAAGAGGAAAGUUUAACGCUUCCCAUCGCAUGUCUUUGAUGCCCUCUAGUCUCUCACUUAAGUUGUCAGAGUCUAAUGAAAUUUCAGUUCAAGGUGUUGAUAUAAGUUAUCAAGUAACGGGCAAUGGGGGAUAUGGUGUGGGUGACUAUCCCACUCUUCAGAGUCGUAGAAUUGAGCCCUCUAACGGAAACUGGUUUAUGCCCCCUCUGCCCCCAUCUCAUUUUGAAAAUUCAGCUCAUUCGAGAGUUGAUGCAGAAACCCAUAUCGGUACAAGACCACAGGCUGGCAAAUCCAAAGACUGCAAGCUCUUUGGCAUUCCCCUCUUCAGUAGCCGUGUUACACCGAGCCUGCUGUAUCACAUCAAAACCAUGACUGAGCCAGUGGGCCACAUGCAUCACCAAUUUUGUGCACUUGAAUCUGAUCCCAGGUCAGAACAAUCUAAGAGCCCUAAAUUGGCAGAUGAUAGUCUUGGUGUUAUCGAGCAGGAGAAACCGUCACAGACUUGUCCACCUCAUAAGGAUGUUCGUAGCAAGCCUCAGAGUGGGUCUUGUAGGAGUUGUACUAAGGUAUUUUAUCUCACCACAGGAAUUGCACUUGGUAGGUCUGUGGACCUUUCAAAGUUUAACAACUGAGAAUUGAUUGCUGAAUUGGAUCAUUUGUUUGAAUUUGGCGGUGAACUUGGCUCCAAAAAGAAAUGGCUCAUUAUAUACACUGAUGAUGAGGGUGACAUUAUGCUUGUUGGAGAUGAUCCCUGGCAAGGGAUUUGUGGCAUGGUCCGCAAAAUUUUCAUCUACACAAAGGAGGUCCAGAAGAAACCAGGGUCCUUACUCUCUAAGGGUGACGAGAAUCUAUCCAUUGGGGAAAGUGCAGAUGCAAAAGAAGUGAAACAUCAGUCACUUCUUCUGCAUGUAAUGGCGAAAUUGUUAGAAUGGCUUCCAUGGAUUCUAGGUAACUCUCUAGGUGUAUUUUCAAUAUGUUCAUUUUUAGAACAGCCUGAUGCAGUUUUGCGUGGUGUAUCAGUGAAAGAUUCUACAGCCAUUCCUGGUUGGAAAUAUGCGGUAAUAGAGAUGCAUAAGAGUCCAAUAGAGAUGGAUAGAGUCCGCCGCAAUGUAUGA
Messenger RNA from Pistacia vera, 3110 nucleotides. RefSeq names its product auxin response factor 2B. Lineage: Eukaryota; Viridiplantae; Streptophyta; Magnoliopsida; Sapindales; Anacardiaceae. The record is from RefSeq and is a predicted model, not a curated record. Gene Ontology annotation, cellular component: nucleus. Gene Ontology annotation, biological process: response to hormone; regulation of DNA-templated transcription. Gene Ontology annotation, molecular function: DNA binding; protein binding.